CAACAUGGCACUUUAGCCUCGCCGAUCUGCAUGUUUGACGUUGUCGUUAGUCCUGUGCAAUGUAUCAAAACGGUCCAGUGUGAGGACAUGGGUUUACUCACCAGGCCGGCUAAACGGAAUUCAUUUGGAAGGUGUAGAGGGUAUAUAAGUAUGUUCAAAUAGCAAGUGACCGCUGAGUUUUCGAUCUAGUAUUCUUCGCCCAUUAUCCAAUUCAAAUGUUCAGCUUUCAGGGCCUUCCAGGGCUUCAAAGUCCCUCGAGCAUCGGUUGGGUUUUGCUGGGAGGAACCUUGGGAACGCUUCUGCUCUACACAGUGGCUCUUGUCCUGUACAAUGUCUACUUCCACCCAUUGGCCAGAUAUCCCGGGCCGACUUCAAUGGCAGCCACGCGCAUACCCUAUAUGCGACUGACCAUAGAGGGCCGGUUUCCGCAGACCAUAAAAAAGCUGCAUCAGCAAUAUGGCAACGUUGUUCGUAUUGCUCCCAAUGAGCUUUCGUUCACGGACGGGGAGGCCUGGAAGGCCAUCUAUGGGACUCGGCCGGGGCAUGGCCAGAAGGAAAAAGAUUACCGAUUCUACUCACCUACCGCUGGAGGAGCCCCGAGUAUCAUUGUCUCUAACGAUACUGACCACUCUCGCUUCCGCCGCUUGAUGGCGCAUGGAUUCUCCGAUAGCUCACUGCGCGGCCAAGAGCCCAUCAUCAAAGCAUAUGUUGAUCUCCUGAUGCAGCGGUUGCGCGAGAAGUCGGAAGAAGGUGUGGCCGUUGACUUAGUUAACUGGUAUAAUUUCACCACCUUUGACAUUAUUGGCGAUCUGGCCUUUGGAGAGCCCUUCGACUGCCUCAAGAACUCCAACUACCACCGAUGGGUGUCGAUUAUCAUGGGCCAUGUCAAAACAUCCGCAUAUGCAAAUGUGGCUCGUCGCCUCCCUGGGUCCCUGGCUCUUAUGAAACUGAUCACGCCAAAGCACAUCAUUGCCGAAAGAAAUACACAUGUCGCAAUGACGACGGAGAAAGUUCAUGCCCGGCUAAGCAAGACCAAUGACAGACCGGAUUUCUUUGGCAACAUCUUGAAACACGAGAAUACUGAGAAAGGAUUCAGCUUUCGGGAGCUAGUAAGCAACGGAAGCACCAUUAUCAUUGCAGGCUCUGAAACAACCGCGACAUUACUCUCUGGGGUGACCUACUUGCUACUGAAAACCCCGCGUGUGCUUGCAAAACUCCAAGAUGAAAUCAGAUCAACAUUUACAGACGAGAGUGAGAUCAAUCUGGAAUCCUGCAAUAAACUCGAAUACUGUCUUGCUGUCCUCACGGAGGCGCUGCGGGUGUAUCCUCCCGUCGGACCCGGCCUCCCUCGGAUUGUUGACGAACAGGGUGACAUGAUAGCUGGAAACUGGGUACCAGGAGGCACCAUUGUCUCCAUCUCUCAUCUGGCUGCAAGCCACUCUCCCGCCAAUUUCACCGAUCCCGAACAGUUCAUUCCGGAACGUCAUCUUGGAGAUCCUCGCUUUGCGAAUGAUAACAAAACGGCAAUGCAGCCCUUCAGUUUUGGUCCCAGAAACUGCAUUGGACGCAACCUAGCAAGUGUCGAGAUGCGGCUUAUCCUUGCCCGGAUGGUCUUCGAUUUCGAUAUGGAGCUCGAACAGCCGGAUUCUGACUGGCUGAACCAGGAAUGCUUUCUCUUAUGGCAAAAACCGCCUUUGCCGGUCAGGCUGAUUCCCAGAAGCAUGAAGGUGUAGCGUGUCGGAGACACUUGAUCAAGGUUAAGCCCAUGGCCAGAUGACUUGGAUUUGACUAUCGAUGGCACCGACAAUCUCGCUUGAUCGCUCAUAGAGACAGAUGACCAGAAAGAUUGGAGAAGCUCUGGUUCUACCCCAGUUCUAGUAUUUUAUUAUUGUUCUGAGGACUCAAUCUCAGCUUCACCACCAACUUCCUGUUUUGCAUCGGCUAAUACUUAUGGCACAACUCUGAAAGCGU
Molecule: messenger RNA, 1971 nt
Organism: Aspergillus saccharolyticus JOP 1030-1
Lineage: Eukaryota; Fungi; Ascomycota; Eurotiomycetes; Eurotiales; Aspergillaceae
Product: cytochrome P450
Exons: 4
Coding region: 216-1733 (505 amino acids)
Molecular function (GO): iron ion binding; monooxygenase activity; heme binding
Source: RefSeq, a predicted model, not a curated record